UUUUGUACCUAUACAAGCUUCCUUUUGGUAUAUAAUUAGCCCACACCAACAUCCUCUGCUUCCCCCCUCACCUUCUGAACUUCCAAGGAAGAGACUUAACCAGUCAAGAGUUCAGUUAAGGAGAGAGAGCUUUCUUGACAAGUAAAUUAAGAUGAUGAUCAAGUUGAGGUCAAAGAAGUCUUCCAAGAGCAGCUCCAAGCUUGGGAAUGGUGCCAAUGGCAAUGGAGGGAGCAGCCUCAAGGGGUCAUCAUCAAUGGACAAGGGAUGCUACAAUAAUGGAGUGAUGGGAGAGAUCAAGUGGGAGCUCAGGCCCGGCGGGAUGCUUGUCCAGAAGCGCGAGAGCCAGAAGUCAGGAGAGGGUAUGAUCACCGUAAGGGUCUCGUAUGGCACUCAGUGGCACGACAUUCCCAUUGAAGCCACCUCAACUUUCGGGGAAUUGAAGAUGAUCCUGUCCCUCUUGACAAGCCUGGAGCCAGCAGGGCAAAGGCUGUUGUUCAGAGGAAAAGAGAGGGAAGACACAGAACAUCUACACAUGAUUGGGGUCGGAGACAGAGACAAAGUGCUCCUCCUAGAAGACCCAGCGAUCAAAGAGAGGAAGAGACUGCUCCAUACCCUCUCCGGGUCGAGUCAGCCCAUCGGCGCCCCGUUCCGUACCAUCAGCGUCUGAUUACUCAAAUUAAGUAUCCAUUAACCCUUUUGAUUGAUUAAAACAAGCAAAGAGAGGUCAGCAUUGUUCUACCCCCUCACUAACCCUUUAGAAAAAAAAAAUGAUCGAAUGCCGUGGCAAGUUAUUAAAUCGGGCUAAUUAAUAUAAUUAGCGACCCGAUCAAGUGUUUUAUUUUCUCGGUGUCAGUUGCGAUGGGAAUAUUGUUCUUAUUAUAAGGUGUAAGUCGAUGCAAACCCGCAUCAUCAUUUUGAAUAGUUUAAUGGAAUGUACCGCUUGUACAUUAAUAUUAAUUCAAAGAAAUGUUUGAUUCCAAAGGACAGCAA
Punica granatum (pomegranate) is the source of this 990-nucleotide messenger RNA. Lineage: Eukaryota; Viridiplantae; Streptophyta; Magnoliopsida; Myrtales; Lythraceae. The record is from RefSeq and is a predicted model, not a curated record.